UUCAAUUACAUUUUUAAAUAAAUACUUUAAAUACGAUACUACUUGAAAAAAAUUUUUUUUCAUUACUUAAAUUCAUUUUUUUACAUUUCAAUUGAUAAUGGUUGUGCUAAGAUAAUGUAAAAAAACAUUGACGUGAUCGAUAAUAAUAACAUUAUAUCAAUCAUCAUGAUAUUAUCGAUUGACGGUAAUUUUACAGAAUAUCAUCCAAAAGUACAUCAUUCAUUAGGUACAUUAUAUAGUGUUGCACCAAUAAUUAUUUUAAUUAUUGGAAUACCCGGUAAUUUAUUAUCAAUGGUUAUUUGGUUAAGACGUUUAUCUACAACAGUUGGUUCAACAAGUUUAUUAAUUGGUAUAAUGUGUAUGACUGAUACAUAUGUUAUAGCACAUGGUUGCUUAAGACAAUGGAUAAUUGGUAUAACCAAUGAAAAAGUGGAUAUACGUAUUAAAUUUGGCUGUGGUAUACCAUUACUCUUAUUUACUUUUUCAACAGAUUUAUCAACAUGGAUAAUCAUUUUAUUAUGUAUUGAAAGAGCUGUAUGUGUUUGGACUCCAAUCAAAUUUAAACAAUGGUGUAAAUUAGAACAUGGAAUAACAGCUUUAAUUUUUGUUGUAUUAUGUUUGGCCGGUGUGAAUAUUCAUUAUGUAUGGACUGUAUAUGUAAAAGAUAAUUCAUGUGCACCGAAACAAGAAUAUAAAGCAUUUCAUUUAUAUUGGCCGUAUAUUGAUUUUGCAAUUUAUUCAUUUAUUCCAUUAGCUUUCAUACUACUAGUAAAUAUAAGUAUUAUAUGGAGAAUGAAAACUACAAAUGUAUCAACAAAACAUACACAAAAUUCAACCAUACCAAGGGAAACACUUAUAAGUGAUAGUUCAAAACAAAUAUCUUUAAAGUCUACAGCUCGUGAACAACGUUCUGCACGUGUAUUACGUACAGUAGUUUGUAUGACUAUAAGCCAUUUUUUAUUAACAAUGCCAGUAGUAUUCUUUUAUUUAUUUGAAUCGAAAUUUUGUAUUGAUAAUAAAGAUUGGAUUAAUGUCUGUGAUACUAUUGAAAGAGUAACAGUAAUAUUACAAAUGAUUAAUCAUAUGACACAUUUUUUUAUUUAUUCUUGUACAUCAAGUGUAUUUUUAUCAGAUUUAAAUCGUUUAUGUAAAAAUCAUCCAUUGAAAUGUUGUCAAUCAGUAAAUACAACGAAUACUCGACUUAUCAAUACAUGUAAUAAUCUUGUAGAUAGUCAUACAGUGAAUUGUUCACAAGCAUAACCAAUAUGAUUGAUAAAUUAUCAUCAAACUAGAAAGAAUAAAAGAAAAAUGUGGAACUCUUUCUAUUGAAUCUGGUUAAUGUUGAUUGAUCAAGGUUCGUACUAUUUAAAAGAAAGCCAAUUACAUUGAUCUUUAUUCAUAUUAUUUGUUUACAACAUUUAUAAAGUUAAUAUUAUGUCUUUUGAAACAAGCUAUAACAUUCAUUCUAAGUUGUGUGUAAAAAUGAAUGAAUUUACGUGAAUAUAUAUAUAUAUACAUAUAUAUUGAGUGUUACUUUCUACUAAUUAUCGUUUUCUAUUACGUAUUUGACAAUUACAUUUGCUUACAGCUCAGCUUAGACGAAAAGUUGGAAUAAUACGUCUGAUAUCUGUCAAAUCAAACACUGGGUCCAGUUUUAUAUCCUUGCUAUAAAAAACUUGUACUGAAUCAACUUCCUGCAAACUGAUCGAGUAAACAUCCAAGAUUCAUUGCCCACUAAAUAAACUAUUUAACUGAAGAGAUGUAACAAGUAGUGGCAUUUAAACAAUUUUAAUAAAAGGUACGUUCCGAUCAGAACGAC
Schistosoma rodhaini is the source of this 1819-nucleotide messenger RNA. The record is from the annotation of a GenBank genome assembly. Lineage: Eukaryota; Metazoa; Platyhelminthes; Trematoda; Strigeidida; Schistosomatidae.